AUGCUGGAUUAUCCAGUUGCACUUAAAUUUCCUGAUGAUUCAGGCCCUUGUUCUUCCCGUGCGGUUUUGCCAUAUGAAGUUACUUCUCAGAUAGUUGAUAAUCUGCCCCUUCCGGCAUACAUUUCUGCUUUCAUAUUUUCAGUCCUGCCCCUACUGGCAUACUGUUAUCAUUUUGAGACUAAUUUUAGUAGUCUCUGGAUAGCCGUUUCGAAGAAUUGGAUAAAAAUUUCGAUUAAUGCUGUGGAUAACUUAGUUCGUGUACAUGAUGAAACAAAGUCAUGUGUAGCAGCUUCUGAAAGUGCUAAAAGAACUUGUUUAGAAAGUAGACUUGACAGUUUGGAAAGUAAAUUUGAUUAUGUGAUGCAUUGUGUUGAAAGUUUAGUUCGACUGCAUAGCGAAAACAAAUCUUGUAAAGCUUGUGCAUCUGGUAAAAGAAGACAACCUGAUUUGGGUUAUUCAGUGAAUGAUGAUGUGAAGUUAGAUGCACAUCUUGGAAAAGAGGAGAAUAUGCUUUGUAAAUCAAGGUCUACAAAAAAUGAGACGUCUCCCGUGCUCGAUAUGCUCUGUGAUGCUGUUGUUUCUUCAUCAAGUCAACUGUCUGAUAAAACUCAAACUCUUUCUCAGUUUGAAAAGGAAUUUGUGAAAGAAAAUGAAGACCGCGUUAAAGAAAUUGCUGCAAUUAAUAAUGCUUUUCAAUGCGGAUAUUAUGUGUUUUCUUCUAAUGAAGCAUCACAAAAUGUAAAUGAAGCAGCAGCUACUGUUCAAGAUAAUAGAAAACACCAAUCAUUUAAAAGAGUCACUGGGUUAUCAAUUACUGAACCUCCUAGAUCUUUCUAUACUAAAUAUAACAAAACCAAUGAUAGUCGUCUUUUGAGAAGAUAUUUUGGUGUUGAAGAUGGUAAAAGGAAUUUGGAAAUGAGGGAUUUGAAGAAUGUGAUGAGUGCUGAAAAUGUAGAUUUUGAAGAUGACCUUGAUGCGGUGAUGCUAGCAGAGGUAUACAUUCUUGGUCGUGUUUUAUUGGGCGCAAUAAAUCUCCACAUUUCAAUGGUGAAGAAAUUGCUUGUAUCCGAAGAGUACACGAGUGGAAAGCGAGGUAAAGGGGUGGUUGAUGAAUCUCCAGACAAUUCAAGUGGUGAUGGAAGUGAAUCUGAAGAUGCCAAUAUUGCUGGCAAAUCCACUGAAAGCUCUUCUCUAGAGCGUCGCAUUGAGUUCCUGGAAAAUGUUUGUCAUGUUAAAUUGGAUAGGAUUUUGAAUAAUCAACAGAAGGAGAAGGCCCGGAUGGAUCAGCUGAUUUCUGCUUUGCAAAAAGUAGGGUUAAAUUUUGAAUCCCAAAGUGCUUCUGAUGCUGAAAAUGUUCGUCGACAUGUUGAUUCUCCUCGUCAUGUUGAAAAGGGUAGGCGCAAGAGCACAAGAUCUGUUCGUAAAAGUGCUGCUACUAAAAGGAAAACUAAACAAGCCAUGUCUCGUAAAAAUGUUGAGCAAUCUUCCAUUGGGCAACGAAAAAGAUCGGUGCAAUCUGAUGUUGGGGAAGAUAUUGCUGAUCUUGAACAGAUGGAAGAUGUGCAAGCCGGUUCUAGCGAAAGAACCGUUGAUGAGACAGAGUUGCGAGGCAAAAUCCAGUUUUACAAGAGAAGAAAAUUACGCAAAACAUUACAAGAUGCAAAUGCUUCUCUAAAUGUGGCAUUUGAAGAUGUUUUUGGAGAAGGCCAAGCAAAUAUGACAUGUCCCAUGGAGACAAAUGUUGAACAAGUUGAAUCUCUAAAUGCAACCGAAAAUGUUGUUGUGGAGGAACAAUUUGCCAGUGAACAGUUUGGUGACGCCAAUCGUGAAGAAUCCAACGUAUCUCCACCGAAAGAACAUAUGCUUGAAAAUCUUGAGCAAAUUCAAGAUGACGUUGUGGUGGUUUCUGAUCAUCUCGAACGAGAUUUAUCUCCUGCCAGAGAUGAUAGGAUAGAAGAGGGUGAUACGUUGGUGUCGCCUCAUCAUGAUGAAUCCAUUGUAUCUCAAGCUGAAAGAAAUGCAACUAGAAAUGUUGAGGCUAAAUUUCCUUCGGUUGUUGUAGAGGAACAAUUGGGCGGUGAACAGUUUGGUGACGCCAAUUGCGAAGAAUCCAUUGUAUCUUCACCAAAAAGAGAUAUGGCUCAAAAUCUUGAGCAAACAACACUUGAAAAUCUUGAGCAUAUAAGACGUGAAACACCUGAAGCUCAAGUUUCUAACGAGGGUGAUGAACGCGUUGUUGUUCCUCAUAUUGGUGUUAUGCCCGAGCCUAUUAAUGCGGUUGAGCCAUCGAGGAGCGAACCAGCCAAUGCAGACCUGCCCGAGCCUAUUAAUGCGGUUGAGCCAUUGAGGAGCGAACCAGCCAAUGCAGACUAG
Molecule: messenger RNA, 2373 nt
Organism: Lycium barbarum (goji berry)
Lineage: Eukaryota; Viridiplantae; Streptophyta; Magnoliopsida; Solanales; Solanaceae
Exons: 10
Coding region: 1-2373 (790 amino acids)
Source: RefSeq, a predicted model, not a curated record